This is a messenger RNA of Neurospora hispaniola, 1928 nucleotides long. RefSeq names its product UPF0016-domain-containing protein. Gene Ontology annotation, biological process: calcium ion transmembrane transport; Golgi calcium ion transport; Golgi calcium ion homeostasis. The record is from RefSeq and is a predicted model, not a curated record. NCBI's taxonomy places the organism in Eukaryota, Fungi, Ascomycota, Sordariomycetes, Sordariales, Sordariaceae. Gene Ontology annotation, cellular component: Golgi apparatus; fungal-type vacuole membrane. Gene Ontology annotation, molecular function: calcium ion transmembrane transporter activity; manganese ion transmembrane transporter activity. Bases 405 to 1922 code for a protein of 505 amino acids. The transcript is spliced from 3 exons.
CCCCAGCAUUUCCACUUCAAGUUCCAAAAGCGAAGCUCCAACAGGCUGGAACCCCUGAUUAGGUAAACACUCCAUCUGUCGACGGGCCGCAGAACUUCUAUCGCAACUUUUGCCUCUGGCCAGUUCUGCUCUGAUUCCGCCUCUGGGAACCGACACUGGGCAGAAUCACCAUCUGCCCGCUAUUCGAUCGCUCUUUACUGUCCCUACGUCCCUAACUUCACGUGGUGAGACAACAGUUUUCUGCUUCUUUACCUUCUUUGGUCCGGCGCUAGCUCUUCUCGAAAUCUUGACGAUCACCACGUUUACGAAGAACGCCGACCGCAAUACUAUCGAUAAACAUCCGCCUUCUGGCAAUUCUUGCUCCGAUUCCAACAAAAAGACACCGACCCAAAGUCGCCCCCACAAUGAGACUGCGACAGCUUCUCAUCCCCUCCCUUGUGGCCACUGCCGUCAUCGCGCAGUCGACGACGGAGAGCAGCAAGCAACUCGAGAAGAAUGCGGCUAUCGAUUCCCUAGUCGACGUCCCACCAGUCGCUAAGAAGUACGGCACUAAAGAUGCGCCUGUUGAUGGCAAGGAUGGGAAGCCGCACGCGGGCCCCUUUGUCGACUUCGAGUCUUCUGCUCCCGAAACCACCAAGGACUUGCCUGUUUUGAAAGACCGCCCAGAAAAUCCUACAAUUGUGGGCGGGAAGAAGAUACCCGAUACCAACGAUGGAGUAAUGGACGACCCCAAUCGACAGGGGCCCAAAGAAGGCACCACAGGUACAAGCGGCGGUGUAAGCGAGAAGACCAAGGAGAGGAUCCUGAAGGAGAACGAGACUGGCGAGAAGGUCGAAAACAAGCCUCAGGCCCCCAAGGAAGCUCCGCCCCUGCCGCACGCAGAGCAGAAGAAGAUGAACAAGGAAACGCAAGACAAACACGGUGACAAGGCGGCAGACGAUAUCACGGGCUUCGAGAAGCCAGCAGAUCUCCCUGACAAGACACACGACAAAUCUCCCCCUCUGCCUGACUCGGCGGGAAGGAUCGAUCAUCUAGACGUCCCCAGUGGAGAGAAGACGGGAGCCAGCCUCGGUGAUUUCGGCAAGGGCACUGAAGGCGUCAUCACACCUUUCCACUCUUUCUUCCUUUCGUUCACCAUGAUUCUUUUUUCCGAGAUCGGCGACAAGACAUUCCUCGUCGCUGCCUUGAUGGCUAUGAAGCACGACCGCCUAGUUGUGUUUUCCGGCGCUUUUGCUGCCUUGAUCACCAUGACCAUCCUCUCAGCCGUCUUGGGACACGCUGUGCCCACCCUUAUUCCCAAGAAGAUCACCAACUACCUGGCUGCCGCUUUGUUCCUUGUCUUUGGAGCUCGGUUGCUCCGUGAGGGUAUGGCCAUGAGUCCCGAUGAAGGCGUUUCCGCCGAGAUGCAGGAGGUUGAACAGGAGCUUGAGGAGAAGGAACACCUUGCCCGUAAGCAGGGCCGCAGGAGGUCGAGCGUCUCUCCCUACAGUCUGGAAAUGGGUCUUGGUAACCGCAAGUCUCGCUCCAAGUCCCGAUUCCCGACGCCGCCUCGAAGCCCCUCCAGCUCGCCCGAUGCACGAAACGCUUCGCCGCGUGGAAGAAACCUUACGGAAUGCCUCGCCGGUUUCAACAACCUUGUGUCUCUUCUGCUGAGCCCAGCCUGGGUCCAAACCUUCGUUAUGACCUUUUUGGGCGAGUGGGGUGACCGCAGCCAAAUUGCAACCAUUGCCAUGGCGGCUGGUCAGGACUAUUGGUGGGUCACGCUCGGAGCUGUUGUUGGCCACGGUAUUUGCACGAGUGUUGCCGUCAUCGGUGGAAAGGCUAUCGCAGGCAAGGUCAGCCUGAAAGUCAUCACCGUCGGUGGUGCUGUUGCCUUCCUCGUCUUCGGCGUCAUUUAUUUGGUUGAGGGCUUUUAUUCGUAGACCAAC